This is a messenger RNA of Pistacia vera, 1194 nucleotides long. RefSeq lists its product as uncharacterized. The record is from RefSeq and is a predicted model, not a curated record. The coding region runs from base 187 to 714 and encodes 175 amino acids. Lineage: Eukaryota; Viridiplantae; Streptophyta; Magnoliopsida; Sapindales; Anacardiaceae. The transcript has 4 exons.
CAAUCAGUCCACUAAACGCAAAAACGACACCGUUAGCCGGAAAUUACAACAAAAGCACCACUAUAAAUUCCCGGCGAAGUUAUUCUUUCUCCUCUCCACUCCUUCGUGGCACACUCAUCACAACUUCAACUAUCUUCUCUCGGAGGAUUCAGGCGUUUUUCUGUUGAAGUUUUCGGAUUUUUGAAGAUGAAUCAAUUGUAUCAUCAGAAGAACGCCUUUGUCGCGCGUGAGGAGACGCGCGGUUUUGAAUUCUCUGAUCAGAGGGAGUCUGUUGUUUGUCCGAAGCCCCGACGAGUUGGGAUUUUGGCGAGUAAUUGUACUAGGCCCUUUAGAUGGCAAUUGAGUCAUCCAGUUGGGGUGUCUGAUUCAAACGCCGGGGCAGAGCUUCUAGACAUCAUUCUCAUGAAGGAGGGUUAUGGCGUGGAACAAACAGCAUCCCAGGUAGCAUCUUCGCCCCCGUAUUUUAGUGGGUCUCCUCCAAGUAGGGCUGCCAACCCUUUGAUUCAAGAUGCUCUAUUUGGAGAUGAAAAACUCACACCAUUGCAAGUGCCAGUAGUACCAUCCCCGUCUGGUUUACCAUCACCUUCAUCAUCAGCACGUAAGGCUGGAUGUACUAGAAUGAAGUUCGGGCUUAAACCAGCAACUGUUAGAGUAGAAGGAUUUGAUUGCCUUAACAGGGAUCGCCAGAAUUCCAGCAUCCCUGCUAUGGCCUAGAUUUCCAUAAAAGAAACUGUACAUAGAAGGAAGCUGAAUGUCAACAUAAUUCACAAGAGCAGCAGACCUAACAAGAAGAGGGAGUUUUGAAUAUUUUUGGAGAGAAUUAAGAUGAUGUGUUAAGUAGUGUAUAUAAAUCGAUAUGUGGUUUUUUUGCCAGUGAUCUAUCUCAUUGCUAAUGUCUCUGUAAGUAUUUCCGAUUGAACGGCAAACCUUGUGACUUGAAUAUGUUGGAGAGCAUGGUGCUAUAUGUAAUAUAUGAUAAAAGUGAUUAGUACUGGGAGGGUCUUUUCAUUUGUUUUGUGAACGAUCACCAUGGAAAGAAUUUGUAUAGAGUCUGUGGGUGAUUGAAAUUUGGUCAUUGACCCUGUAAAUGUAUUUUGGCAAUUGUUAAUGGCCUGGUUUGGUUCUAUCUUUUUCCCUCUGCCUGCUAUUUUGUUGCGUAUACAUAAAUGAAGAGAGUUGCUUUUUCGUGUUGCA